Molecule: messenger RNA, 1768 nt
Organism: Copidosoma floridanum
Lineage: Eukaryota; Metazoa; Arthropoda; Insecta; Hymenoptera; Encyrtidae
Product: obg-like ATPase 1
Cellular component (GO): cytoplasm
Molecular function (GO): ATP hydrolysis activity; ATP binding; GTP binding
Source: RefSeq, a predicted model, not a curated record
UGGGUACGAGACACGUUGUCCGUCAAUCAGCUUUUGCAAAACUCGUGUGCAAUAAACAUUGGCGUCUGUUAUACAGGUGCUGAAAAAACAACAGAGACUUCAUAAACACAUCGGACCACUGGCUAGUCGUCGGAAAUCAGAAUGCCACCGAAAAAAGUCGAGGAACCAGAAAAGAAGCCGCUCAUCGGGCGCAUCGGCACGAAUCUCAAAAUCGGUAUCGUUGGCAUACCGAACGUCGGAAAGUCAACCUUCUUCAACGUCCUGACAAAGAGCCAAGCUGCCGCGGAAAACUUUCCCUUCUGCACCAUCGAUCCGAAUGAGAAUAAGGUACCAGUGCCGGACGCGCGCUUCGACUACCUCUGCGAGUACUUCAAGCCCGCCAGUAAAGUGCCGGCGUUUUUGAACGUCGUCGAUAUCGCCGGUCUCGUGAAGGGCGCCUCCGAGGGCCAGGGCCUCGGCAAUGCCUUUCUGUCACACAUCAAAGCCUGCGACGCCAUCUUCCACCUAUGCCGGGCAUUCGAGGACGACGACGUGACGCACAUUGAGGGUGACGUGAAUCCGGUGAGGGAUCUCGAGAUCAUAAGCGAGGAGUUGCGGCUGAAGGACAUCGAGUUCCUGAACGUCCACCUGGAAAAACUGGAGAAACUCGUGGUCCGAGGAAACGACAAAAAACUCAAGCCCGAAUACGACAUCCUUCUAAAAGUCAAACAGGUCUUGGUGGAUGAUAAAAAUCACAUCAGGUUCCAGGACUGGAGCGUCAAUGACAUCGAGGUGCUCAACAAGUAUCUCUUCCUCACGUCCAAGCCGGUCAUCUACCUCGUGAACCUCUCCGAGAAGGACUACAUCCGCAAGAAGAACAAAUGGCUCAUCAAGAUCAAAGAGUGGGUGGACAAGAACGACCCGGGGGCCAUUCUGAUCCCGUUCAGCGGCGCUUUCGAGAACAAAGUGAUCGACAUGGACGAAGCCGAGCGGACCAAGUACUACGAGGAGUCCAAAGUCACGAGCGCUCUCGAUAAAAUCAUCGUUCAAGGGUACAAGGCUCUACAGCUGCAGUACUUUUUCACCGCCGGACACGAUGAGGUCAAGGCGUGGACGAUCCAGAAAGGAACAAAAGCACCGCAGGCAGCCGGCAGAAUUCACACGGACUUCGAGAAAGGCUUCAUCAUGGCCGAAGUCAUGAAAUACGACGACUUCAAAAACGAAGGGUCCGAAUCGGCGGUAAAAGCGGCCGGCAAGUACAGGCAACAGGGCCGGAAUUACGUCGUGGAAGACGGUGACAUUAUAUUUUUCAAAUUCAACGCGGGAGCUGGACUGAAGGACGCCAAGAAAAAGUGAUACUUGGCGGCCGGUGCAAGCAGCGGGCUUUCAGCGCAGCCAUCCUUGUGCGACUCUUUGAGUGGUUUGUCGGACGUCGUCGCGAGUAUCCGAGGAAAUGCGAUGCAAUCGGCACCGAUACCCAACUGUUUCUUCACAAAAAACGUCUUUUUUCUGUCUAAUCAGCUUCCACAAUUUUUACGAAAUUUUCUUUUUUGUACACGAGAGUGUGUUAUGGUAUGGUUUCGCGUUGUGGUUAAUCGAUGAAACGGUGUUCGUUGCAUUUUUGUUUUAUUUUUCGCUGACGAGUGACUUUAUAAACAUAUACAUUGUUCAACGAGCGAACGAAAAGCUACAGUUACAUUGAAAUUUGUACAACGCAGACUGCAUUUCUUGAUUACACGAGUGUAUUUACUUUUACAAUUUGUUAAAUACAAGUCGACGCAACAAGUUA